This is a messenger RNA of Dama dama (fallow deer), 1173 nucleotides long. Its product is annotated as serpin B4-like. Gene Ontology annotation, biological process: negative regulation of endopeptidase activity. The coding region runs from base 1 to 1173 and encodes 390 amino acids. The transcript has 7 exons. The record is from RefSeq and is a predicted model, not a curated record. Gene Ontology annotation, molecular function: serine-type endopeptidase inhibitor activity. Lineage: Eukaryota; Metazoa; Chordata; Mammalia; Artiodactyla; Cervidae.
AUGAGUUCCCUCGGUGAAGCAAUCAUCCACCUUGCAAUCGAUCUGUUCCACCAGAUCAGAAAAUCAGAGAAGGAAAACAUCUUCCUGUCCCCUUUCAGUAUCUCGUCAGCCUUAGCCAUGACUUACUUAGGGGCCCGAGAAAACACUGCAUCAGAAAUGCAGAAGGUCCUUCACUUCAAUGAAAUCACAGAGAACCCAAGAGGAAGAGCUACAAGAAAUCUCGUUGAAAAGCCAGGAAAAGUUCAUCAUCACUUUCAAAAGCUUCUGACGGAAUUAAAGAAAUCCACUGAUGCCUAUGAGCUGAGUGUUGCCAACAGGCUCUAUGGAGAACAGGAGUUUCCAUUUCUCCGGGAAUACAUGGAUAAUGUUAAGAAAUUUUAUCUAGCCAGUGUGGAAUCUGCUGAUUUUAAAAAUGCUGCAGAGGAAAGUCGAAAGAUGAUUAAUUCCUGGGUGGAGAGCCAAACCAAUGGAAAAAUCAAAGAUCUGUUUCCCAAAGACUCUCUCGACAGCACUACUGCUCUGGUUCUGGUGAACGCUGUCUAUUUCAAAGGGCAGUGGAACCAGGAAUUUAAGAAAGAAAAUACUGUGGAGGAAAAGUUUUGGCUGAACAAGGAUACAAGCAAACCUGUGCACAUGAUGAAACAAGCCAAUCAUUUCAAUUUUGUGUCACUGGAGGACGUGCAAGCCAAGAUCCUGGAAAUACCGUACAAAGGCGAUGAGCUAAGCAUGAUGGUGCUGCUGCCCAAUGAAGUAGAUGGUCUGCAGGAGCUUGAAGAUCAGCUCACUGCUGAGAAGUUAAUAGAGUGGACGAGCCCACAGAAUAUGGGGAAGACACAGGUGGAUUUAUACCUGCCUCGGUUUAAAGUGGAAGAGAGCUAUGACCUCGUGCCCACACUGCAAGCCCUGGGGAUGGUGGACGCCUUCCGUGAUGGGGUGGCUGAUUUCUCGGGCAUGACCGAGGGAUGUGAUCUGGUGGUGUCGAUGGUCGUCCACAAGUCCUUUGUGGAGGUGACCGAGGAGGGCACGGAGGCUGCAGCUGCUUCCGGCGUAGAAAUUACUGUAAGAGCAGGAAGAAAUUCUGAGAGUUUCCGCUGCGAUCACCCCUUCCUGUUCCUCAUCAAGCACAUCAAGACCAACAGCAUCCUCUUCUGGGGCCGAGUCUCUUCCCCUUAG